This is a messenger RNA of Dalotia coriaria, 727 nucleotides long. RefSeq lists its product as uncharacterized. The transcript is spliced from 4 exons. NCBI's taxonomy places the organism in Eukaryota, Metazoa, Arthropoda, Insecta, Coleoptera, Staphylinidae. Bases 174 to 704 code for a protein of 176 amino acids. The record is from RefSeq and is a predicted model, not a curated record.
ACUGUAUGCUUGCAGAACAUUGCAGAGUCUGCACUGCCGAUGCGCAGUGGCUGCAAUUAAUUAUUCCAUUAAUAAAUACUGCGGCACAUUAGCCCAUCCUCGUUCGUCUACGAGUACAUUGUCUGUAUCAACGACAACGCGAGUCAAAGGCGAGUUGAUACCCACCUCUCACAAUGUCGUUCCGUAGUGCGAUGCGAUACAACUGGUACCAUUGCCGAUGCGAGCAUGAGAUAACAUCAUUUAUUUCCGGUUUCUGCCGGUCGGGAAUCCUUGCGUAUUCAGAGGGAUAUGCUAUUAUCCUAGGCAUAGUCGGCUCGGUAAUGUGCGCGAAUGAUAUUCGAAAGAUCAUCGACAUGGGUUGUAACCUGCCGUGUCACUUACACCGCGUGCGGAAGUACCUCUGGUCCUCACUGACGAAUCAUCAGUACAGAGAUAUGAAACUCGCAGCCACGGCGUUCUCGUUUGAGUAUUAUUUAAUGCUUGUCUUUGGUUCCAUCAUCGGUAGUGAAGUCUUUUUGGUCCCCUGGUUGAUCUUCGACGCUUUUUAUCUCAUUUUUGAGUUCGCCACUACGAUUCUCUCGAUCAUCUACGGCGAUCAUGUGAUUUCCAAACCCAAACACUUUCUGAUCUCAAUGUUCAUGAUCUACAACUGGCUGGCGAUCUUCUGCGCGUCUCUGAACAUGAGUGGCUCAUGCCAUGAUUAAUAAAUCGUACUCGUCAUGUUGAA